Molecule: messenger RNA, 9001 nt
Organism: Bactrocera dorsalis (oriental fruit fly)
Lineage: Eukaryota; Metazoa; Arthropoda; Insecta; Diptera; Tephritidae
Product: homeotic protein female sterile
Exons: 12
Coding region: 1963-7629 (1888 amino acids)
Biological process (GO): chromatin remodeling; regulation of DNA-templated transcription
Cellular component (GO): nucleus; chromatin
Source: RefSeq, a predicted model, not a curated record
AUAUAUAUAUGUAUAUUGAAAAGUGCAUUUACUAAAUAAUGACAAAUUUCCUUAGCACAAUGAAAUUGAUUUCAUUUCCAAAUCUUGUGCUGUGACAGCCAUUUUGUUUCGUUUUCGUUUUUAGUACACACACGUAGGUUAAUGUCAGCAAUAAUAGUUAUUUAUCUCUUUCCCACUUGAGUGUCCAGCAUUGUCAUGACAAUUAGACAAGUGAAAUCGUUAUAUGCGCGUUUUAGUUCGAAAAUUGUAUAUUUGACGGCUUGCAAACGCGCGUCUCGAUCAUAACGCGUACGUGCAGAAAAUUGCAAAAAUAUAUGGUAAAAAUUGUUUAAAUAAAAGGUAAUUUGUGAAAAAAGUGCAAUUAAAUAUAUGCUUAAGCAUUGGCUUCUGAAAUUCUGUAAGUGCGGGUAGAUUUAGUGGCAAAAAAUUGUGUUUGAAAAAAUGCGACUCCGCUGAACAAUCAACAGAAGCACCAAUUCUUGCCGUAGUGGGAAGAAGCAGAAACUACGCGAAGACGAAAGAGUACCGAAAAGAAGCAGAAAAGAUUGAAGAAAAUUUCACUCGGUUUACGUUGUUGUUGUCAAUGGCGGUAGUGCGGCGGCGACUACCACUGCCACUGGCACUGUGAUGAGCCCUAUUUGCUGGCUGGCUAAUGUGUCGUUUACUAUGUAUCGCUGUGUAUAUGUUUUGUGUUAAUACCUCGUGAAUCUCCAUAUUUUUUUUAUUAUUAAUAUCGUUGUUGUUUCUCGAUUGUGUAAAAGUGGGUGAGUUCGGCGGGCUGCAGGAAUGACUGUUGUAGUGGCAAUGGCAAACGUAGCAACAGUCAAAAUGUGUUAAAGCAAUAUUAAUGCUGCUCCAUUUUAUAUAGUGACCGAAGUGUUGAUCUUGUAUAAUAUAUCUUUGCGUAUAUACACAAUUUAUUUGUUUUCAUUCAUAUCCUUGUAUCAUUAUGUAGCAAAGUGCACAGCAACGUUAAUUUGCCAACAACAUUAGGUGUGUUGAAGAAAAGUUCCAAUUUGUGCAUAGUUAAAGUUCAUUAAAAUAUAUUCGAGUGUAAAGAUAGAUACUAACUCAACAAAUAUUAUCGGAUUAACCGAUACAUUAUAAUAAUAAUAAAAAAACCUUGAUACAUACAAGUAUUAUAUGUACGAAAAUAACUACGUUUAGCACACAAUAAUUCAGGACCUAAAAUUGCGAAAGCAGUUUUAAUGCUCCACAAUUGAAUUGGGCUGUAUGAAUCUAAUUAGAUAAAUACAAUUUGCAAUAAAGUACAAUUCCAACUUUUCAAGUACGUGAAAAUACUUCGUUUGAGCAUAAAAACGGACACAGCGGAAAAAUGUGCGGUUUCACAAGCUGAUCCCGAAUUCUACUUCUGUUGCUUUAAAUGUGUGUUAUUCAACUUGCUAUAAGAUGCGGCGUUCAAUAACAACAGCAGCAACAAAAAUCACAUCAACAUUAGUAGCAAAAUCAAUUCGUAGUAUAUUAUUUCAAAACACGGAAGGAUCGAGAGCUACCUUUAAACUAAUCUAUUAUCACAAUACUAGACUGCAAAAAAGGAUUUGAGUACGUUCACUAUACGAAAACGCAAGAAAGCAAACACAAGCAAAAUUUGUUUAGACAGUCGAUAGACAUAAAGGGGAAGAACUGCGUAGGCUGUAUAGACUGCCCAAAAUCCACCACAAUCAUUAACAAGAAGUCAUUGCCUGUGUACAACGUAGUAGUCCGUAGCAUCUUCCCUAUAUAGAAAAAUAAAGUUUCACUUCGGUACCACAUUAGACAACUCGUUUUAUAUAGUGUUCACACAAAAAACACAAAAUUCGUACACACUCAGCAAUAUCACGCAAAAAAAAUCUGUUCCUGUUAUUUAUUUACGAAUUGCGUAGAAGACAUCAAUAAACCACCUAAAAAAAUUUCACGUUGUGCUAGUGUGCGUGUGGGUGUGUGCUGUAGAAACACUUAAACAUGCCGCAGGAUCCGCCGCCACGCGAUGAGCCGUACGUGGAGCCGGUUAACGGCAUCGUGCAACCCCCAACCGUACCACCACCCGAUCGACCCGGUCGCAACACAAAUCAACUGCAGUAUCUCAUUAAAACCGUGAUGAAAGCAAUUUGGAAACAUCAUUUCUCUUGGCCAUUCCAGCAACCGGUCGAUGCAAAAAAACUUAACCUGCCCGAUUACCACAAAAUUAUCACACAUCCAAUGGACAUGGGUACGAUAAAGAAACGUUUGGAAAACAACUACUAUUGGUCGGCCAAAGAAGCCAUACAGGACUUCAAUACAAUGUUCACCAAUUGUUAUGUCUACAAUAAACCUGGUGAAGAUGUUGUUGUUAUGGGCCAAACAUUAGAAAAGGUCUUCCUGCAGAAAAUCGAAGCCAUGCCCAAGGAAGAAAUCGAAUUGGAGCCUGUGACACCGAAAGGUGGCAAGAAGAAACCACGUCCAGCCGGUAAACCAGCCACACCCAGCUCUGCGUUGCUACAUACACCUGCCACCGGUUCAGCAGCCACUAAAGCCGCUGCCACCGCCGCUACAGGUGGUACACCGCGAGCACCCGCACGUCCACACUCUUCGCUGAGCAGCACAGUGUCGUCGACUGGUGGUGGCGCAACGGCAACCACUACACCCGCCAUUCCACCUAUUGGGACAAUGCCACCGCAAACAGUUCCCGGCAGCACAAAUACAACAACUACCGCCAUUGUUGGUGGUGCGGGUGCCGCAUUAAUAACGGCCGGCGCAACAGUACUACCUACCGGUGGUAUAUUACCAGCCGGUAGUGUAGCUGGCGGUUCCUUGGUGGGUGCUAAUGCCGCGUUAGCGGCGUCUGUAAAUGCGGCUGGUGCGGUAAAUUCAUCGUUACUUGACGCCAGCGGCGGCAGUGUGAAUACGGCGGGCGGCAGUAUUGGUGGCGCACCGAACUCAACAGCUGCCGUUGGCGCUGCCGUACUAUCCGCGUAUCACAGCAGUGUUAAUAGCACAGCCGAUGCAGUAAUACCGCCACAACAGCCGGCGAAAAUGAAGAAGGGUGUUAAACGAAAGGCCGAUACAACGACGCCGACAGCGAAUGCAUUUGAAAUGGCACCUUAUGCGCAAAUCGAUUCCAAGAGCGCCAAAAUCGCAACUAGACGCGAAUCCAGUCGACAGGAUCUCACAUUCCAAGGAUCCGCUUAUCCCUUGUCGCCGAUGGCCGUCGCUGGCAUGGCGCCUGGCGGCAUGGGCGUUGCCGGCGGUGUUGGUGGCGUUCCCGGCGUAGUCAAGAAUAAAGAAAAGCUGUCGGACGCACUUAAAUCAUGCAAUGAAAUCCUCAAAGAGCUGUUUUCGAAAAAACACUCCGGUUACGCUUGGCCCUUCUACAAACCCGUCGACGCCGAGUUGCUCGGUUUGCAUGAUUAUCACGACAUUAUCAAGAAGCCGAUGGAUUUGGGCACAGUGAAGCAGAAAAUGGACAAUCGCGAAUAUAAAAGCGCACCCGAGUUCGCCGCCGAUGUGCGAUUAAUAUUCACCAAUUGCUAUAAGUAUAACCCGCCAGAUCAUGAUGUCGUUGCCAUGGGUCGCAAGCUGCAGGACGUUUUCGAAAUGCGCUACGCUAAUAUACCCGACGAGUCGGUAGCCAACGCUGUUGCGGCGGUCGUAGCUGCUGCCCACCAUGCAUUCUCCGCAACAACGAAACGUGGCGGUGUUGGGGGCGGCGUUGGUGGUGUUGGUGAUGGCAGCGAUUCAUCGUCGGACGAAUCCUCAGAUACGGAAAACGAAUCGAAUUCGGAUGAGGAGCGCAAUGCGAAACUGAAAUUGCUGGAGGCCAAGCUACUCGAUCUGCAAGAGGAGAUGCGCAAGUUGAUGGAGGAAGCCUCAAAUAAGAAGAAAGCGAAGAAAAAGUUGAAAGAAAAGAAGAAGGGUGGCACUGGUGUGGGCGUUGGUGCAACGAUGGCUGGUGUUGGUGGCGCGCAUGCACAAACCGGUGGCGUUGGUGUUGUAGGCGCCGGUGUGGGUGUUAAUGCGGCACUCGUGGCGGGCGCGAAUUUGCAUGGUGGCGAUUUAGCCGCUGCCAUGGCGAUGGGUCAGUUAGGUGCUGGACCGGUGGGCGUCAAGGGUACGCCGUUAGCUGCAGGCUUAGCGGGCACAGCAGCAGUCGGUGUAACGCCCGGUGGCAAGGGCAAUAAGGUGAAGGGUCAGCGCGGACCCAAAGCGGGCGCAGCCAGUGGCGGCACACCUGGCGCUGGCGGCGCUGCGGGCGCCAAUAAGCGUGCGAAGGGCAGCGCAGCGGCAGCAGGCGCAGGCGGUGGCGCUGGUGCGACAGCUGGUGCUGGCGGUGCAGCUGCGCGCGGCACCAACAAAAAGAAGCCCAGUCAGGUGAUGAAUUUCGAUUCAGAGGAAGAGGACACGGCCAAGCCGAUGUCGUACGAUGAAAAACGACAGUUAUCGUUGGAUAUUAAUAAACUGCCGGGUGACAAGCUUGGUCGUGUUGUGCAUAUAAUUCAAAAUCGCGAGCCUUCAUUGCGCGACUCCAAUCCGGAUGAGAUCGAAAUCGAUUUCGAAACAUUGAAGCCGUCAACGCUGCGCGAACUAGAAAGCUAUGUGGCAUCCUGCCUACGCAAAAAAACUCAUAAAAAACCAUCUGGCAAAUCUAAAGAUGAGCAAAUGGCGGAGAAGAAGCAAGAAUUGGAGAAGCGGCUGCAGGAUGUCACUGGUCAAUUGGGUACCAGUAAGAAGACGGCCAAAAAAGACGAAUCCUCAUCGAAUAAAGUGGAAGCCGCACCGCCCACGGCUCGCCUCUCAUCCAGUUCCAGUUCUAGCGAUUCAUCAUCGUCCAGUUCAAGCGACAGCAGUUCCAGCGAUUCGAGUGAUAGCGAAGCAGGUGAUAUUGAUAGUCGUCCACCGAGAAAGAAGAAACCCCGUGAUUCAAGUGGUAGCAAUAAUGUAAAUAAUUCAACUAUAGCACCCACUAGUGUUGGCCUGACUACAGCAACAACUGUUGGUAGCAUUGGCAGUAAUCCUGCAGCAGUUUCAACCUCAAUUACGUCCACAAUAGCCGCAACGCAGCAAGCGGCAAAUGCAACGCAACAAUUGCAGCAUCUACAAACGACAAUGGCCGGCGUGCCAGCUACGGGGGUAACGACACAAAGUACGAGUAGUUUGGCGCCGCCAAUGACCGCUCCUACAUCACAGCUGAAUGCAGUUUCGGGCAGUGGAACACAAAUGAGUGUUACUCCCUCGACAGCAGCAACGACGCUUGCAGGUGCUGCGACGGAUCCAGCCAUGUCUGCUGUUGCCCUACUUAACAACAAUAACAGCAGUAAAACAUCAUUAAUACCGACUUCUGUUGGUAGCGGUGUUGGUAGUGUUCUAAAUGCCAUGAGCGGCGCAACAACCAUCGGCGGCGGCACCACUGCAGCUUCCGCGGCGGCUGGUACUACGGCUGCAACCACAAUAAGUAACAGUAGCAUCGCCAAUAGCGGUGCAGCGGGCAGUAACGGUCCCAAUGACUUGACAAUGCCAACGGUAUCAAGCGCUGCCGCCGCACUACUCGCCUCAUCUGCAAGCGCAGCGUCGCUGACUGGCUCCCUACUUACUACAUCACAAACUAACAGCGGCAAUAAUAAUAAUAACAACAACACAACUACCACAAAUAUUGGCGGCAUACGUGUUGCCAGUAAUUUACACAAACUGCCACCGCCGACACCGAUGGAUGUCGCUGAUGCAGCCGGCAUUGGCGGUUUGGGUAUUGGCACGCUGCCCUCAAGUGUGCCAAAUACUCUACUGCCAUCUGCUGCUGUCGUCACCGCGCCUUCGUCUGUUGCGCCAGCGUCGGUGCCAUCUUCUGUGGCAUCGUCCUUGUUGACUGCUGGUCUCAAACAAAUUCCACAAUUUGAUGAUCCCGUUGAACAGUCGCUGGCAUCGCUGGAGCAGCCCUUAAUAACGGCAGGGUCGGCCAAAAGCGUCGCGGAUAACUUCCUCAUGAAUGCUCAUCUAAUGCAACAACAACAGCAGCAACAACAACAACCGCAACAACUCACACAUGGUAAUCAUGGACAAAAUGCGUCAGCGCAGCAAGCUUUCGGCGCUUUACAGCAGUCACAGCAGCAACAACAGCAGCAGGCAGCUGCGCAACAUGCGCAUGCCGGCAAUCAUCAUCAUAUGGAUUUAAUGUCGGAGUUAUUAUCGAAGAAUGCCGCCGAAAACGUUUCUGGCAUGAAUGGUAAUCAUUUCCCGUUGAUGCAGCUCGGCGAGGGUCUCAACAAUCGGAUUAGCACAAUGGCCGCAGCAGUGGCCGCGCAACAUUUCCAACAGGCCAUGGCGCAUUCGCAGCAACAGCACCAUCAACAGCAGCAACAACACGCGCACAACAACGGUUACAACAGCGCUGCUGAUCGUGCGCUAGAUAGUCUGGCGUUAGCCGGUUUGGGGCUGUCUCAUGCCGGUGGCGCCGGCACUGGUUCAAUUUUCGAACAAUUGCCAUCGAUGGGUGGCAGUCACAACGAAUUUCUUGCCGCCAUGAUGAUGGGCGGUGGCGCACCGGGUAUGCCUGGCAACUUGUCACUGACUGGUGGUAAAAAGGAUGCCGCCAAUGCGCUCGGUUUGGGCGAUCAUCAAGUGGCACAGCAAUUAUUGCAAUCUCAACCGCCGCUUCAGCCCAAUAAGUUACUUAUCACGCCCAAGCCCAUCGAAUCAAUGAUGCCUAGUCCACCUGAGAAGAAAUCACACCAGCAGGUUCAGCAAGUAGCGCCGCCACAACAAUCGCCAUCCGAUCUGAAAAUACCAACAGCCGCAAGUCUCGGCAGUGCCAGCGGUUUGAGCUCGAAUCAAGGGAAUUUCGCGCAAGCUUUCAAAUCGGCGCACGAACAAAAUCUUAAAAAUGCCAGUUCGUGGUCGUCACUGGCAUCGGCCAGUUCGCCACAAAAUACACCGACUUCCAACAAGCCUAAACCCGCCAUGGAUUCGUUCCAACAAUUCCGCAACAAAGCCAAAGAGAAAGCCGAUCGCCUGAAGUUGUUGGAAGCCGCCGAGAAGGAGCAAAAACGACAGAAGGAGGCGGCCGAAAAGGAGCAACAGCGAAAGCAGCAUCACAAACAACCGUUGGGCGCAAUUGGUGUGGGUGGUGGUGUAACGGGUAACGGUAAUAGUGCAGUUGGCGGUACUAGUGCCAACGUCAUUGGCGGUGGUGUCGGCGGUGGUAGCAGUGCCGGUGGAGUGGGCGGCGUCAGUGGUGCGGGCGGUGGCAGUGGUGGCGCUGGUCAUCACACAUCCGCAUCGGCAGCAUCAUUGUCGCAGUCGGCGCAUGCGCACGGGCAUUCACAUGGACACGUUGGCCACGGUCAUGGGCACGCGGUCAACAGUAGUGGCGGUGGACAUAUGCAUUCGACGGCAGCUGACGUCAACAUGGAAAGUGGGAGAAAAAGUGUGCACGACGUUACUCAGGUGCAGAAUUCACGUGUAGACGAUAUCAAAGCGUCGCCGCAGGGCAGCGGAUCACCGGCCGGUGCCGCGCAACAAUCACCACAAGACCGCGCCGCGGCAAGACGUGCAGAGUUGCGACGUCUCGAGCAGGAGCGACGACGACGUGAAGCGAUGGCCGGUCAAAUCGAUAUGAAUAUGCAAAGUGAUCUAAUGGCGGCCUUCGAAGAAUCGCUUUAAUAAAUAAAAAAUCCCAGCAGUGUUGUAGAGUAGAAAACUCAAUUGAAUACCUAAUACUACAAACAGUUAGUGCUAGCCUAAUAUAAUGCAGGUUUGUGAUCAAUACAUAUACAUACAUAAUAUAAAUAAAUAGGUCGAGUGUAUGAAAGCCAGCGCAAAUUGUGUCUAAACAACAAUAACAACAACUAUAACAAAGUGGAGUUAAAUAUGUGUACUGAAAAUUGCUUCAAUGCAGCUAAAAACCAUUUAAGAUUCAAUGGCAACUGCGAUUGAAGCGUUUCAAGUGUAACAUACACUACAAUUCAUUCAAAUUAUGUAAGAAAGCUAAAAAAGAAAGCAUUAAUGCUGGAUAUUUGUUUGGCUAAACGCACUAAACAGUCAGAAGAACAGAAAAAAUGCAUUAAAAAUAUAAUUAAAUUUUAGUAGUACGUAAGUGAAAGCAAAAUAACGGGACGACGUUUAGAAAGCGUAGAAAACAAGAGCAUAGGAAGGAAAGGAAGGGAAGCAAGCGUUGAAUGUGUGAAUGAGCAACAGCAGUUCGGCUCCUUACCGUUAAUUUGUUUGAAAUUAACAAUUCAAUUAGCAAUUGAAGAGCGGAAGAUGGUCUACAAGCGGAGCACAGCUGAAGAUUUGGGUUUGUGUUGGCUUAAAGAAAUCAGCAAAACGGAAACAAGCGAACUUAGCUGUUGCUGAUAAUAAAUUAAUAAAUAAUAACAAUAAUUAUAAUAAAAAAUGUUAAUAAAAUGAAUAAUAAACAGUUGUAUGUUGAUAUGAAACGAGAAUACACACACACACAAAAGAAAAAAAAAACAAAAAAUAUUAUAUAUAUUAUAUAGUUUUAUAGAAAAAUAAAAUAAAAUAGCAGCAUUUUUUUUAACAAAUACAAGUACACACCCCUUGCACACACACACACACACACGUUUAUAUGUUUACAUAUAAUAUAUAUAUGUAUAUGUUAUAAGAGUCGUGCUGUGGUUUUGUGUGAACGCCAGCAAAAAGCAGAUAAAAUUAAGCAAAAAAUGCAAGAAUUCAAAAUAUUGAGCAUUCUAUGCAAUUUGUCUGUUUGACUUGCAAGCGCAAAUGUUGUAUAAAUAAACAAUAGUUAGCAUAAUAGCGCUAAACACAAGCGUUCACGCACACACACAUACAUAUAUAUAUAUACAUAUAAUUAAAUAUAAUUUUUAUGGCUUGCAAAGUGUAUAAUUGCAAACAAUUAAAAUCAUACAUACACUUAUAUAAAAAUCAAUAAAUAAAUAUAUGCAUAUAUACUAAAAACAAAUAAUUAAAAAAACACAACAACAAUAAUGUUAAUAAACGUGAACACUACAAAAAUUAGCAUAAAGGCUAUUCUUUCCUUUUACUAAAACAAAAC